GCCUGCCAAUCUGCCCGCCUUCACCACAGCACGAGCAGCCCUGGGGCGGGUUGGUCGGUGUCCUGUCCUGAGAUGCUCAGGGCUCAGGAACAUAGCCCCAUCCCUCUCUGGGUACCAGUCCCAGCUACGAGUGCAGGGUGGCAGCGGUCGCUGGGAGGGAACAGAAAGGAGGAGGCCAGGUUGGGGCCCAGGGUUCACGGGGCAAGGCCAGGGACCAGAAACCCUCCCAGGGAGCGUCAGGCUUCGUCUACAAAACACACAGUCAAAGGUAAAGGACUGAAAAUUUCAAUACAGUGAGUGCAGAGCUUUAAACCCCAAGGUGGCAGGAAGAGCUGUGUGACCGCCCGGGUCACCUGCCUGCAAAGCCGGCCUGGCUACAGGCUACUAAACAUGCCCCGAAGUUGAAAGGCAUUAGGCUCAGCUCUGUCCCCCAGCACAUACAUAUUAGCUUGUGUUCCCGAAGCUUAAUCGUUGAAAACACAUACACGUAUCAGCGAUGCUGUGUUUUAUGGGCCGGGAAAGCUCCAUUGUGAAUUAGUGGACUUGGAAAAGAGUUUACAGAAACGCUAGAGAGAGAGAGAUGUGAAUCAGUCCUAGUACCAAUAGCCAGACACUCUGCUAAGCACUUUCCAUACAUUAUUUCAGUUAAUCCUCUCAAAUAUCCUAUGAAGUAGGUACCAUUAUUACAUCCUCAUUUUAAGGAUGAAGACGCUGAGGUUCAGAAAGUGAAGCAACCUGAUCGAAGUCAUAUACUGGCUAAAUCCAUCUGUCUGGCAUUAGAGUCUAAUUAUUCGAGUCUACUAAUUUUAAAAUUAUCCUAUUUUUUCAUUUCAAAAAUGAAGAACAGAGCCUUGCACGAGCCUAGCAACUGGAUGGGACUUUUGGGGGCUGCAGUGAUACGGGUGUAACUUUUAAUACCCGUGUUCUUCAUGAAUUAAAAGGGUGUGAUAAUUAUGACUUUGGUCUCCUAGGUGAUGUUGUCACGGGCUCAGGGAUUCAGAGGUAACUUGGCAAAACAAUCGCUACCCCUCCCUUUCUCCCUGGGAAUUUUAGGGACAGUACACGUGAAAGCCAGGGAAGUGACACUAUAUUUACUGAGCUCUCACAGGGCACCAGGCCUCCCUCAAAGCAUUCCACGUGUUCAAAACUCUUUUGUGUCAUCACCACACCAGCUCCUCAGAGCAACCUGGCAGGGCUGGCGGAGUGACUGCUCUCUCUCAAUAACUCUGAGUUGGUCCUUGUUUGAUAGAUACGCAAAGGGAGCUGGGAGCAGUGAGGCGUAGUUUGCUCUUCUCCCCGGACUAGGGCAGAGUUGGCCUGGUGUCCUUUCCACCACCCCGGUCAGAAUCCCCCCAGUUCCAGGCUCUGUGGAGGCCAAGGGUUAUGAUGCAUCACAUCAGCCCUUGAUCCUGGGAAAUGGAGCAUGUAAAUGUGCCUUCUUUAUGGAUCCACUUCACUGACCAAGAGCGCAUCCCAUUACUUUCAAAUAUAAGGGAGCCUCUCGUCCUCGCCAAGGAAUCCCGAACCUCUGUUUGAAGAGUCUUCCCUCAGAGAUGGCGCCAAGCAGGAAGAUGUUUUAUUUUGUCUUUGCCUUUUUCUUCAUUUUGGCUCAGUUUCCAUCAGGGUGCCAGGCAGGACUCGAGUAUUCCCAGCCACUUCCAGCAGGUGACUUUGCUCCUUGCGAGCCAUGCAGGCUCGGCCGGGGCAAAUGCAGGAAGGUGUGCGCGGAGGAUGAGAAGGUUGUUGGGAGUUGCAAGGUGAACUUUGUCUGUUGCCAACGGAGGGUCCAGUAA
Molecule: messenger RNA, 1793 nt
Organism: Kogia breviceps (pygmy sperm whale)
Lineage: Eukaryota; Metazoa; Chordata; Mammalia; Artiodactyla; Physeteridae
Product: beta-defensin 105-like
Biological process (GO): innate immune response
Cellular component (GO): extracellular region
Source: RefSeq, a predicted model, not a curated record